Molecule: messenger RNA, 2197 nt
Organism: Lolium perenne
Lineage: Eukaryota; Viridiplantae; Streptophyta; Magnoliopsida; Poales; Poaceae
Source: RefSeq, a predicted model, not a curated record
UGGCAGCAGGACUGCUAGAGCCGCUAGUGGUGUUCUGGAAAGAGUGGGGAGUCCUAGCGUUGGUGAUGUUGAGUUUCACACUGCAAGUGAUCCUCCUCAUCACCGCCGAGAUCCGCCGGCGCAAGGACUCCGGCGCACUAAAGGUGGUCGUCUGGUUGGCAUACCUGCUUGCCGACACGACGGCAGUAUACACUCUAGGCCACAUGUCCAUUACCAGCCCAGCGUCGCAGGAUCAGCAAUUGAUGGCGUUCUGGGCACCAUUCUUGCUGCUGCACCUCGGCGGGCAGGACAACAUCACCGCCUACUCCAUCGAGGACAACCGGCUGUGGCUGCGCCACCUGCAGAGCUUCGUCAUCCAGGUCAUCGCCGCUGGCUACGUGCUCUACCAGUCCUCUAUCGUGGCUCGCCGGACCUUGUUCCGUCCGGCUGCCAUUCUCAUGUUUGUGGUUGGUGUUGUCAAGUACGGGGAGAGAGUGUGUGCGCUCCAGCUUGCCUGCACGAAUAACAUGUCCCGGAAGAACUACGCGCCUAUUACCUGGACUGGUUCUGAUGAUGAUGAAAGUCCCAGUAGCAUGGGACCAUAUCCGGAAACAUUUCGAGCUCAUGUGCUGCUGGAUUUUCCCAAGCAGAUGUUGAAGGGGCCUUUGCCUAUUCCUCCAGAAAUCUUGGAAAGUUGCGAGUGGGAGGAGAUGUAUGGGGUGGCCGAGAUGCAGCUCUCACUCAUGCACGACGUCUUCUACAGCAAGGCUGAGCUGAUCCACACUUGGUAUGGGUACUGCAUCCGUGUCUUCUCAUUGCUGGCAACUGUCGCCGCACUCCUGCUAUUUCGUCGAUUAAUAAGUGAGGAAGAUGGUUACAGAAGAGCAGAUGUCACCGCCACCUAUGUUCUGCUAGCUGGAGCCGUCGUUCUGGAGAUCACAUCAGUGCUGAGGGCCAUGUUCUCCACCUGGACAUAUGGCAAGCUCAUCAGGAGAAGACGUUAUUGUGGUUGUGUUGCUCGUGCAUUAGCUCGGCUGGCGUUGAUUCCACUUUGGUUUCGGUCUCAUGCCGUCGCCAUGUAUGAGAUAUGCAGAGAAAGAGCAGGAAUAGGGGCUAGUUCAAGGUACUGGUCCGGCACCAUGGGGCAACACAACCUUAUUUACAUGUGCAGCCACUGUAAGGACAGUCGAGGCAGCAAAAUGGCAAGAUGGGUGGGACGGGAGGACUGGUGGAACAUGCUGGUUUACACGUCCUCCGUCCCCGUUUCGCCACACAUCAGUGAGCUACUCAAGAAACAAGUGAAGCAAAGUCACAACGUCAACAAAGAGAACCCAGAUCAUAUCCGGAACUCACGGGGCCGAGCGACCCUGAAGAGGAGGAGGCCAGAAUUGUACGAGGAGCUGCGCUGGAGCGUGGACAGUGAGUUCGGUGUGAGUAUCCUCGUGUGGCACAUCGCCACACAUAUCUACCUCAGCUGGUACGAGAGGAAACACACACGCCGCCUUUCACAAGUGACCCGGGAGCUCUCGAACUACAUGAUGUUUCUCCUCGCCGAACGCCCCUACAUGCUGCCUGACAAUGUUGGACGCCACGAUUACCUUGGACUGUGCUACAUAUUGAUCCAUGAGCUCCAAUGCUCGAGAGAGGAUGUGCUCUAUUUACUACAGGACCACGGAGAUGUUGUCAUUUCGGGACAAAGAGAGGAGGCUGCUCGUGAGUUCGAAUCGAAUACCACAUUUGACAAUGCAUGUCGGCUUGGGGUCAAGCUCAUAAGCAAAGAGGUUGAAACACCCGAUGCUAACAUGGUGGAGGUGAUCAGCCAAGUGUGGGUGGAGCUUCUGUGCUACGCAUCCUAUCAGUGCAUACCGGAAUCCCAUGCAAGACAGCUGAGCAACGGCGGCGAGUUCACCACCGUCGUUGCCCUUUUGCUGGAGUACAUGGAAUAUGAUAUUUUAACCUUUGAGUCUGUGCAAGAUAGGUCUGAAGACUCCAUGGCCAGCAGCGACACUGUACAGGAUACGUGUAAUAGUGUGGCGGGAUCAGUCUGACCAAAGUUAACCCAUGUGCCACCGACAAAUGAUCUUAUGUGUUGUAUCUCAGGGAUGUUUCAUUUAACUAGUUUACAGACCAAAUUUAUUUUAUUUCAUUUCACUGGCUUAGAGAUCCAAUUUGUAUUUCAUUUGAUUGCUCCAGAGAUUAUAUUUGCAAUUCAACAUUG